Molecule: messenger RNA, 1472 nt
Organism: Vollenhovia emeryi
Lineage: Eukaryota; Metazoa; Arthropoda; Insecta; Hymenoptera; Formicidae
Gene: Echs1
Product: probable enoyl-CoA hydratase, mitochondrial
Exons: 7
Coding region: 68-958 (296 amino acids)
Biological process (GO): fatty acid beta-oxidation
Cellular component (GO): mitochondrion
Molecular function (GO): enoyl-CoA hydratase activity
Source: RefSeq, a predicted model, not a curated record
CUGGUUGGAUCACGACGACGACGACGACGACGACUCCCACUUAUCUACGGACGUCUGAACGGUUAUCAUGUCUGUCAGCCGUGUGUCGCAGGUUUUAUUCUCGCGCGUGUCUCACGCGGCUCGCAAACCACAGCAAUUCGUUACGCCCGCCAUCAGGUAUUAUUCCUGUCAAGCUGGCAGUUACGAGUUUAUUAAGGUGGAGACUGCGGGUGAAAAGAAGAAUGUAGGCGUUGUCAGCUUGAACAGGCCAAAGGUCUUAAAUGCUCUGUGCGAUCAAUUAAUGUGUGAAGUAAAUCAUGCCUUGGAACAUUUAAAUUCAGAUGCAUCCAUCGCCGCCAUCGUUAUUACCGGAAAUGAAAAAGCAUUCGCUGCUGGUGCCGACAUCAAGGAAAUGAAGGAUAAUUCAUACGCAUCGAACCUGAGGCAAAACUUCAUAUCUCACUGGAACGGAGUUGCCAAAAGCAGGAAACCUUUAAUCGCUGCUGUCAACGGUUACGCUCUGGGUGGAGGGAACGAGCUCGCAAUGAUGUGUGACAUUAUUUACGCCGGCGAGAAAGCCAAGUUCGGCCAACCAGAAAUCGCUAUCGGUACGAUUCCCGGAGCAGGCGGCACCCAGCGGCUACCCAGGGUCAUCGGCAAAAGUAAGGCGAUGGAAAUGGUACUCACUGGCAACAUGAUCUCCGCGGAGGAAGCAGAGAGAAGCGGUUUGGUCAGCAAAAUCUUUCCAGCUGAUAAACUCGUCGAAGAAGCCAUAAAAUUGGGCGAAAAAAUCGCAUCUCACUCACCGUUGGUUGUGACGAUAGCGAAGGAAGCUGUAAAUGCUGCAUACGAAACUACAUUGCAGCAGGGACUUCUGUUUGAAAAGAGAAUGUUUCACAGCACUUUCUCCCUGGCGGAUAGAAAGGAAGGAAUGACGGCUUUUCUGGAAAAGCGCACGCCGAUUUAUACAAAUCAGUAGAUUCACCUCUACCUGCAAGGGAAGAGAUGCAAAGUGUUAAUGAAUAUUUUUGAAGUUAUUUUUAUACAUUUUUGUAAGGAGAAUUUAUGUAACAUGUCUUUCGCUUAGCUGACUGACUUUAUCAAACCGAACUUCCAUCGCUAUCGUCACAACCAACGGUGAGUGAGAUGCGAUUUUUUCACCUAAGAUCUUCCUGACCAAACCUAGAUAAAUAAGAUAAAAAAGAUGAGACUUAAUUUUAAACAGUAAAAAAGUAAAACUAGUUUGAGACUUGGUUGAUUAAAAUCUAAGAAAAUAAAUCAGGCCAAUGAACUGAGCUAUUUCUUAAUGGUUGAAACUUCCUCUCUCUUUCUCUCUCUCUAAAAAAGAAAAUGUUCGUCAGUUAAGAGAUUAGAUAUGAAAUAUUACCCGUUAUAUUUGUUACAACAUAUACAUAUGUAUGUUGCAAUAAACUUUUGCAAGAAACGAUGCAAUAAGUGGCGUAACGUCUAACUGCAAGAACAAGUGGAACGUC